Molecule: messenger RNA, 1683 nt
Organism: Styela clava
Lineage: Eukaryota; Metazoa; Chordata; Ascidiacea; Stolidobranchia; Styelidae
Biological process (GO): regulation of transcription by RNA polymerase II; developmental process
Molecular function (GO): protein dimerization activity; RNA polymerase II transcription regulatory region sequence-specific DNA binding; DNA-binding transcription factor activity, RNA polymerase II-specific
Source: RefSeq, a predicted model, not a curated record
UAUAUAACAUAGUAUAUAUAUAAAAUGAUCGAAGCUAUUCAAACCUCACAGAUUCAUUUGAAGCUAAAUGCAAACCAAGAGUACGAACAUGAUAGAGUACCAUAAUGCAAACGGGCAUCAGGAGAGGUUGUUAGGAGUUGAGUAUGACACAUACGCUCUUACACAUAGUCACGCAACAUGGCAACAGAAAUACCAAAACGCAGAGAACGGAUUUUUAUAUUUAAAUCAAGAAAACAUAGGAUGGAGCUCACCAGAGUCACAGGUUGUAACAUCUCCAGAGUUCCAAGCCGAACUUUCAAACAGCGGGGAAUCGUUCAGAUUCCCCGACCAGCUUCAUCAGCUUCCACAGCCGUCGAUUUAUUCAUUAGAUUCCAGGCGCCUAAAAAACGACUUAAUGACAGAUCAGAUUCAUCAUUUCACGGACUACACGGAAUCGAACUCGGAAACUUGGAGAGCCGGAUUAACUUCACAAAUUGAACUAUUGAAUCCUAUUGGACAUCAGCCGUCUUCGAAUGUUAUGUAUCACAAUCACAGAAUUAAAACCAACCGACGAAAACGAGAAAGGAAUUCCAACAUUAACAAAGCAUUCGAAGUUCUUCGAUCAAGAAUUCCAAAUCUCCCGGAUGAUACAAAAUUGUCAAAGAUAAAGAUUCUUCGACUUGCAUCUCGGUACAUUGGGCACCUGAACAAAUUACUGAGCUCAGAAGGGGACGUUCAAUUGCCUGCAUUUCAAGAUGAUAUUUUUAUCCCGCCUUUAACGGGAGAUGUAGAAAACGAGUACGUGGAUCAGCAACAACACCAUAUUGAGGAAUUUCAAAUCGACCCACUUAUCGUGCGCGUGAAGAGAAAACGAACAGAUUGGGGUCGGAUUAGAGAGGAAAUACAGCGUCACGACGACCAGAACAAAAGCAAAAGAGGAAAAUUGUCGGCUUCAGAAAAAUCAAUCUGCAACGCAUCUGCCAAUCUAAUGACGUAUUGAUCCAGCGCUGCAGUAAAAGCUUUGGUAUAUCAUUUUUCGAGCGCGCGUUGCUAUUCUUCAAGAAGUCUACAGGCCCUUGUUGCUUUGAAUGGAAAUAUGCGGUUCCAUAUCUUUGCGCAAAAUAUUUCAAAAAUUUGUAUUGUAUAUCCACAAUAGAUAUACUUACAAGACACCUCGACCCAGAGGCAAAGCACGUCUGUAGCGAUUGUUUAUUUCACCCAUAAGUUUACAAUAUCAAUUAGCGUCACUGCCUUAUUUGUCCUUGUUCGAUAUUUUAUAUUUAUCCCAUUUCAAAAUAUGACGCAAUUUUUUAUUAGUGCUCAAAAAUGCAAUGAAGGAAAUGUAUAAUUGUUCUCGUUUUCAUUCACUAGAAAUAAAUGAAUGUGUGAAAAUGGAUUCAAUUACAAAUUCCUAUUAAACAAAACAAAAAUCCGGGGACUUAACAGAGCAAACUGUUCUUCCAGGCAGACGAGUUGAACCCCUUUUCAACUUAUUAAAACCGCUUGAACAAAUUUCCAGUGUUCAUUGAAAUGCCGGCAUUUUAGGCAGCAGAAUUUGAGCUUGCAGCGUGAUGAUCGAGUGAAUAUGAAAAAAAGUAUUUUGAAACAAAAAUACAACAAAAUAGAAUAAAACAUCUAACCAGUUAAAUAAACUAAAGGAUAUACUGGCACAUAUUGUACCAAAAAAUAUCAUUUAAACUGGUU